AUGGCCUUAUUUCGGUACAUUCCUGAAGUUAUGUUGCGGUUCGUUGUUGUGGGUCUGUUGUUGGCAGUGGCCGCUGUUAGCGCCUUGCCAAAUCCUGAUGGUCGCAUUGUGGGUGGUGUCGAUGCUGAGGUUGGCCAGUUCCCUCAUCAGGUAUCGCUGCAACGCGAAGAUGGUUCCCACACCUGUGGUGGUUCCAUUAUCAGUGACAAAUACAUUUUGACGGCUGCUCAUUGUGUUGUGGCCGGUAAUGGUGUUGAACCUUUGCCUCCUCAAUAUUUCCAAGUUCGCUGCGGCAGCAUUCAACGCAUGGUCGGCGGUGAAUUGCGCAAAAUCAAGCGCAUCAUUGUCAACAAGACCUAUGGCAAUUUCCUCAACGAUGUUGCCCUCUUGGAAUUGGAAACCCCCUUGAAAUGGACCGACAACAUUAAACCCAUCGAAAUGGCCGAUGAAGAGGUACCCACUGGCUCAGAAGUCAUUAUUUCCGGUUGGGGUCGUUUGUAUACCAAUGGCCCAAUUCCCCAACGUUUGCAAUGGAACACCGUCAAGGCCUUGACCACUGAUGAAUGCGGCUCAGCCAUUGGUAUGGGUUAUGACAGCUUGAUCUGUUUGGCCCAUCCCGCCAAUAAUGGUGCCUGCAAUGGUGAUUCCGGUGGUCCAGCUACCUACAAUGGUAAAUUGGUCGGUGUUGCCGGUUUCGUUGUCGAUGGUUGCGGUAGCAGCAAUCCUGAUGGUUAUGCCAAGGUUGCGCAUCACAAGCAAUGGAUUUUGGAAAAUAUGACAGCCUAA
Molecule: messenger RNA, 786 nt
Organism: Musca vetustissima
Lineage: Eukaryota; Metazoa; Arthropoda; Insecta; Diptera; Muscidae
Product: serine protease SP24D-like
Exons: 3
Coding region: 1-786 (261 amino acids)
Biological process (GO): proteolysis
Molecular function (GO): serine-type endopeptidase activity
Source: RefSeq, a predicted model, not a curated record